Molecule: messenger RNA, 1248 nt
Organism: Auxenochlorella protothecoides
Lineage: Eukaryota; Viridiplantae; Chlorophyta; Trebouxiophyceae; Chlorellales; Chlorellaceae
Exons: 2
Coding region: 1-1248 (415 amino acids)
Source: RefSeq, a predicted model, not a curated record
AUGGGCUCGUUCUUCUACGACGACCUCGCUGCCGCCCGUGGUCACCUCCCCCUUCCCGCACGCACCUUCGAACCCGAUGCAGGGUCUCAAAUCUCCAAAGCCGUCUUGUACAAGGUCCUGGCCGCCUCCCGCCUCGCGCAGGUGCGAGUGGCCGCUGAAGAGGGUCUGCUACCUGACCAGGAUGGGCUUCUGAGCCUGGCCUACUUCCAGAAAGGCGUGCGACCGAUUGUCGACCAGGAGGCGGCCCAGGAAGCCUCGCAAUAUGCAGUCAUGACCGAAGCUGGGGCCCUGCCGGGCGUGGAGGAGGCUCAGGCCCCACCGACAGCAGACGAGCCAAACGACCCCUCGCCCGACUCCGGGGUCGCGCUCGCGCAUGCCCAGGACCUGGAGCGCAGGGCGCAGCACGAGGAGGCGCAGCGGACCAGGGAUGCGGAGGCGGAGGAGGCCCGGCGGGCGUGGCAGGCCUCCAUUGACGAGGUCAGCGCCGACCUGGCCCAGGCCGAGGCCGGGGCCGCGGCCGCGGAGGCGGAGGCCGCCGCCGCCGCCGAGCGGCUGGAGGCCCUCACCGCCGCCAAGCACCAGCUGGUGCUGGACCUGAAGAAGGCGCUGAAGGAGGAGGAGGCCGCCAAGCGUGCGGCUGCGGAGCGUGAAGAGGGCGAGAUGUCGGUGGCGGCGGGGGCGGGUUUGGCCACGCAGCCGCUGUCGCCGCGCUCGACUGCGCCGCCCCGGCCCUCGCGCUGGUCCUUCCAGCCCUCGGCGGCGCCCGCCUUCCCGUUGGGGCUGGGCCCGCCCUCGGUCCGCGAGCCCGAGCCCUGGGGCCGAGCCCCGCCGCCGCCGACAUCUCGUGCCCUCGGUUGGCCAGCGGUGGGUCCAGGGUGGGGCACCCCCGCCCGUCCCGAGUCCAGCCGCCCCGACCUGAACCGCCCCGACUCCUCCCGCCCAGAGCCCGGCUGGGCCGCGCAUGGGCCCCCACCCGCAGGCAUGGCAUACCCCAUCGGCACGCCGGAGGGCGCGCCCCCGCCGGCGCACGAGCCGCACGCCGCCCGAUUCCGACCGCCCAGCCCGCCGCACCGCCUGCCAACGUUCGAGGAGCGCGAGGCCAUGCGCCAGGCCCAGCGCGCACAGCAGGCCCCGGCGCGAGGGGAGAGACCCGAGGAGGGCGAGGGGCACAGGGGUCGGCGGGGGGGCGGGCUGCGCCAUGCUUGGAGCGGGGGCGGACCCCCGGCCCCACACCACCCUCGGUGGUAA